AUGACGAUGCCCUUAUCUUCCUCCAUCUCUCUCUGCUCCCUCUCCGCUCCACCUCAUCCAUCACCAACUCCCAUCUCUUUUCAUCCCACAGGCACGCCCACAUGCUCCCUUCGUCUCCAUGACAUUGCAUGUGCCUACUCAGUUCCGAUGCUUCCCCUCGGGAUAGCGGCAUACAUCACGAUCGGAAACCCCGGGGCGAACUAUUCACCAGCCAGACUCGACCGAGCCGAUUCUCCACCUCCCUCAGCGGACGAACACUAUGCUUCCGACCAGAUAUCUUUCAUGUGCCUGUCGGGCAAACCCGGACGCAUCAACACCAUGACUGCGCAUGUGGAUCUUCCAGCUUUGUACCAGGGGAUUUGCGACGAAGUGAGACAAGGUCAAUGGAAAGGGGAAUAUCCCGAGGAAUCGAGUCUCACCUACCUCACCUUCCUCGGAACCUUAUCGCAGACUUCCGGUUCCGGCCUAUCCAUCCUCGCCGAGAAAUGA
Messenger RNA from Aspergillus sclerotioniger CBS 115572, 489 nucleotides. RefSeq lists its product as uncharacterized. The coding region runs from base 1 to 489 and encodes 162 amino acids. Lineage: Eukaryota; Fungi; Ascomycota; Eurotiomycetes; Eurotiales; Aspergillaceae. The transcript is spliced from 2 exons. The record is from RefSeq and is a predicted model, not a curated record.